GAAGAUUGAUCGAUAGAUAGCCUAAGCUAGAGCCAUGAAGGUGCUGGUGCCCGUGAAGCGCGUGGUGGACUACGCCGUCAAGAUCCGCGUGGAGCCCAAGGGCGUGGACCUCAAGAACGUCAAGAUGAGCAUGAACCCCUUCUGCGAGAUCGCCGUGGAGGAGGCCAUCCGCCUCAAGGAGAAGAAGCUGGCCACCGAGGUCGUGGCCGUGUCCAUCGGCCCCAAGCAGAGCCAGGAGACGCUGCGCACGGCGCUGGCCAUGGGCGCGGACCGCGGCAUCCACAUCACCACGGACAUGCGCACGGACCAGGAGCUGCAGCCGCUGGCCGUGGCCAAGCUGCUCAAGGAGGUCGUGGCCAAGGAGGAGCCGCAGCUCGUCAUCUGCGGCAAGCAGAGCAUCGACGCCGACGCCGCGCAGACGGGCCCCAUGCUGGCCGGCCUGCUGGACUGGAGCCAGGGCACCUUCGCCUCGGACGUGGCCGUCGAGGGCGACGCCGUGAGCGUCACGCGCGAGACGGACGCCGGCGUCGAGACGCUCAAGCUCGGCCUGCCCGCCGUGGUGACGGCCGACCUGCGCCUGAACGAGCCGCGCUACGCCACGCUGCCCAACAUCAUGAAGGCCAAGAAGAAGAAAAUCGAGACGCUCGCGGCCGACAGCUUCGGCGUGGACCUGGCGCCGCGCAUCGACGUGGUCGAGGUCAAGGACCCCGCCGCCCGCAAGGCCGGCAUCAAGGUGGCCAGCGUCGACGAGCUCGUGGACAAGCUCAAGAACGAGGCCGGUGUGAUCUAGAGAGAGGAAGCAGUUUAGUAUGCUGCGGACUCUGACGGGGUAGCGGCCGAUACCACCCUCCUGCUUUCUUCUCGGCUGGACGCGUGGUAGCUUGAAGGGGAGCUGGGGCUGGGUGGGGAUCGAGUGCCGUGGAAGUAGCUAGAACAGCUAAACGACUGUCAGUAACCUGCUGUGAUCUUUUGUUUGUUCUGAAGUGGGGGUCAAAUCUUUGAGAGUUUUCUUGAAUAUCUGGGGCCCCGAUUCGGGGCAGCGUUUUUGCAGGUGGCGUGUUGAAGUGGUUUUGAUGCAAGAACUCGAAAUGGCGAUCGCAAUUGCUGAGCAAAGAAAUUGACAAGCAAAUUGCAGAAUUUGCUCACGGAACUCAGCGAAGAGAAAAUCGAGGCGGCCCAGACAUGCCGUGGAUGAUUCGCAAUGUGCGAGGCAGGAAACAAUCCACCUCCAUGAUCGAGGUGGAGUCCAUCGCCAGCGUGUAAGCUGAAGUGAAAGCAUAAACAGCAAUGACAAUCUCAAAACGGCGCAAUGGCAAUGCUUGACAAGCGCGCGAGCCUCCCGCUUCAACUUGAAGUAUCAAUGACAAGUAAACACGUCAAAGUCGCUCCGCCCUGCUCAGCGUCGAGCCGCUCGCUGCAUUGCACAACUUACCCGCUAACCCCCUCCAUCAAUUCCAACUUACGAAGUACCAUGGCCAUGGAGCUGAAGGAUCUGGCGCCUCUGCUGCUGCAGCGCGAGCGGGAGUCGAGUCAAGAAAUCGACGUUGAGUUGCUGACCAACACCCUGCGCGGUGGCCACGCUGCCAACGUCCGCCGCAAGAACGCCGAAGCUGCCAUCUCGCAGCACGUGGAGCUCUCCAAGCGCGAUGCCGCCUUCCAGAACCACUCGCAACGGUACAACACCGCUCUGGAGAAGACCUUCCACUACGUCAAGCUCAUCCAGAGCAGCAAGGUCGACAGCGACGACCAGCAGAUCAUGUACGACGCCAUCGGAGAGAAGCUGCCGAUCCAGGUGCACCGCUCCAUGUUCAUCCCAACGCUGGAGAACCAAGCGGACGACGAGCAGCAGGCUCAUUGGUUGCCACUCGCCAACUCGUACCGGAUCCUCGGCGCGUACGCUCAGACGGAGCUUGGUCACGGAUCGAACGUUCAGGGUCUAGAGACGACUGCAGCGUACGACAAGAAUGCGCAAGAGUUUAUCAUCAACUCGCCCACUCUAACGAGUCGCAAGUGGUGGCCCGGUGGACUCGGUAAGACGGCCACGCACGCGGUUGUGCACGCUCAGCUGCGGAUCGAUGGCGAGCACAAGGGCGUGCAAGCCUUCAUCGUGCCGCUCCGGUCGUUGAAAGACCACAAGCCUCUACGAGGCGUGGAGGUGGGGGACAUCGGCCCGAAGGUGGGCUUCAACUCACUCGACAACGGCUACGCAGUCUUCCACAACGUGCGCGUUCCUCGGCGCAACAUGCUCAUGCGCUACGCCAAGGUGCUGCCCAACGGGACGUUCAUCAAGCCACCGAGCUCCAAGCUGGUGUACUUAACCAUGACGCAGAUCCGCGCGUACUUGAUCCUGAAGCUGGGGUUAGCUCUGGGCGCUGCUACGACCAUCACGACGCGCUUCAGUGCAGUUCGUGUGCAGGGUCGUAAGGCGAACGGGAAGGAGCUCGAACUGACGAGGGAGAACCCCGUUCUGGACUACCAGAACCAGCAGCACGCGCUGUUGCCUUUGGUGGCGCUGUCGUACGCCGCUAACUUCGCUGGGCGGUCAAUGGUCGACAUGCACGACAAGGUGCUGGCCAUGGUGACAAGCGGCAAGGCCGAUUUCGCGGCCCAGUCGUCCGAACUGCACGCCAUCUCGUCCGGGUUGAAGGGGUGGCUAGCAGACCGCGUGAACGACGGCAUCGAGCACUGCCGUCGUCUCUGCGGUGGUCACGGCUUCCUGCAGUCCAGCAACCUCGCCCACAUCUUCGCUGAGACUGUCGGAUCCUGCACCUAUGAAGGAACGGCCGAUGUCUUGGUGCAGCAGCACGCGCGCUACCUGUUGAAGGAGCUUGGGAGCUGGAAACCCUCCAAUGCUGAAGGCCCCACAGCCUUUUUGAGCCGCAGCGACUUCUACUCGGACCCCAAGCUGCGCUGCAGUGCCAGUAACGCAGCAGAGUUUGGCAGCUUCAAGGUGCUUAUUGAAGCGUUUGAGGUCCGUGCUGCUCGAUCUGUGCGGAAGCUCGCUCAUGCGAUGAAGGCGUCGGGGAACAACGCCAACGCCUGCAUGAUGCUGAUGACGGCUGCAUCCACGCACCACACGGAGCUGCUGCUGCUCAAGUUGUUCAUCUCGGGCGUGAGCUUGCUGCCUGUGGGGUCGACCAAGGCUGCGGUGACUCAAUUGUGCCAGCUCUUUGGCGUUUGGCUGCUGGUCAACGGACUCGGAGACUUUCGCCACGACGACUACAUCUCCAGUUCACAGGCCGACCUGGCGCACCAGCAGCUUGCGAGCCUCUUGCCGCUUGUACGCCGCAACGUCGUGCGUCUGACGGAUGGUUGGGACUUCAGCGACUUUGAGCUCAACUCGACGCUUGGACGAUUCGACGGAGACAUCUACCGUGCGUUGGUCGAGCACGCCGAACGUGAGCCGCUGAAUGCCUCCCAGGUACCGGAAGGAUACGACAAGUACCUCCGCCCGCUCAUCAAGUCCGCGUUGUAGGCUGCAGUUCGUGUUCUGCGUCUUUUUUUAAAUAUGAGGCGGGUUUUCAACUGUGACCGGCAUGACUUCUUCUCCGGAAACGACACCCCUUGGCUAAUUAUCUUCAUCGCCCGCUCAAUGAUGCCGUUCAGCAACUCACUUAUCGUCGUGCACGGUGACUCACCGUCGGUGAGAGCAGAAAUGCCAGCCGGCGGAGGUUGGAUAAUGCACAUUGGGCGAUCGAAUCUCAAUAGUGACAAGAUCAUUUGAAAUUGCUUGAGUUCGCUUAUGGUAGUAGUAUCACUUUUCAAACAUUGGCUCUGGGUUGCGUCGAUCACACGCAACACUGAAAAGUAACGCGACUUCCAUUUGAUAGCAAAACAUGGCAAACGAUUUGUAGCCAAAGGCGAUAGCAAUGUACAAAUUCAUUCUUACAACAGGUUCACAUUGAUUCUACUGGCCUGUCCGUUCGAUCCGGAUCGCCAGUUUGAGGUUGUGGAGAACGUCAUACAACGGUUGCUUGGGACUUAUCCUCUGAAGGCAGCGCGAACACUGGCGCCACCAUGGUGCUCUCAUACCGCAACGCCAUGAAGAACAUUUCCAUGAACCAGUACUUUGCAUUAGUGGUGGACGUGCGUAUCCAUCCUCCGUGGCGGAGCAGGCAGCCGCUGUCUCGACUGGCAUCCAAAGGCGCAAACCCGAGCGACGUCGUCAUUUGCGUCCACUUGUACGAAGCGCCGAGACAUUGCUGGACGGCGUUGUGCUGAAGUGCCGAGUCAAAGAUCACGUAUUCAUCGCCAAGUCUGACGCGCCACAGCAGCUCCAAAGAGUUCGACGAGCUCUGCGUGUGCGGAUUGAACAGCACUCGGUGGAUCACUAGCGUAUCGCGGUUGAUCACUUGCAGGACUUGCAUCUGUUAGACACGAAGGAUAGUGUGUUAGUUGACUCCCAGAAGACAACGAAAUAACAGCAAGAAGGUACCAACCUUGACUGGAAACGCAGGAUUGAAGAACCGGCCGUACGUUGACGGCGUCGACAGCGUGUCCCACGUGAAGUUCAUAAGAUGCAGCGCCCGGGCGUUCGGGAACCCUUUCGACAGCACAAACUUGACCGACGAUUCCUCCACUUUGCGGAAGUCGCUCCAGCCCAUGACGGACGCCCCCGAGGUCAGGAACGUAUCAUCUCGUUUCGAUAGCUCGUACUCAUGCUGCGCAUUGUGCUGGACGCUCGCCAGCACCUGAGGCGUCAGCGGCUCGUAGAAUUCUCGCACCAGCUCCAUCUGAUUCUGUCAAAGGCAGGGUCAAAAGAAGAGAAGAUAUGAUCAGUCACCGCAUUAAUCAACCACGUUAGCAUCUCAACUGCUGCAUGUGCAGUACCUGCAUAAGAAGCUGCACUGGGUCCACGUGAGGCACUCGGGGCACGGAGGCUGCGGCAGCGUCCACGCGCUCCUGUAACUCCUGGUUCUCGGCCUUGAGGUCCCUCUCUUCCGCCGAAAUUUCGAGGUAGCGGUACUUCUGCUCCAGCGUCUGCGCCAGCUCCUUGGUGCGCUGCAUCUCCGCCUUCUUGCGCUGGAUGAAGCGCCUCUG
Molecule: messenger RNA, 5040 nt
Organism: Phytophthora sojae
Lineage: Eukaryota; Oomycota; Peronosporomycetes; Peronosporales; Peronosporaceae
Exons: 1
Coding region: 1310-3475 (721 amino acids)
Biological process (GO): lipid homeostasis; fatty acid beta-oxidation using acyl-CoA oxidase
Cellular component (GO): peroxisome
Molecular function (GO): acyl-CoA oxidase activity; fatty acid binding; FAD binding
Source: RefSeq, a predicted model, not a curated record